ACACCACCGAGAGACACUUCAUCAUUAACACGUAAAAAUGGGACGAAUACCGGGCCGAUUGCCGUUCUUCCUGGAAACGUUCGCUCAGUCAUCAAUCAAGUCGCAUGGAUCUCGCAUUCACCCAGAAAGAUUCAACAGCACAUCGAAUAAGGUACCCGACAUGAAAGCCCAUCAGACCAGGGAGGUUAUUUUCUCGGGCAUCCAACCGACGGGCGUUCCUCAUAUUGGUAAUUACGUCGGAGCGUUGCAGAAUUGGAUCAGACUACAAGAGCUAAAAAAGGAAGGCAAAAAGGAAAUGGAUUUGUACUAUUCGAUCGUUGGAUUACACGCUAUCACCCUCCCACGAGAUCCACUCCAACUAAAGAAAGAAAGGUUUGAAAUGAUGUGUGUUUUGUUGGCUAUCGGACUUGACCCUGCACAUUGCUGCUUGUUCAAUCAAGACCAGGUACCAGCUCACAGUGAAAUGGCAUGGAUUCUGAACUGCAUCGCUCCAGUUGGUAGAUUGAAUCGAAUGACGACAUGGAAAUCCCAAAUCGCGACGUCCAAAAACUCCAAUUCGCUAUCAGAAGUCGAUGACAGCAUGUUACAUCUUGGUCUCUUGGCAUAUCCCGUCCUACAAUCAGCAGACAUCUUACUAUACAAAUCAACUCAGGUCCCCGUUGGUGAAGAUCAAAUUCAACACCUCGAACUGACCAAGGUCUUAGCAAAAGCUCUCAACAAACAAACCAAGAACAAAAACCUAUUUCCUCUGCCUCAGGGAAUCUACACACGGCAAAGCAAGAUUCUCAACCUAAGGAAUCCAACGAUGAAAAUGUCAAAAUCAAAUCCAAGCGAUCUCACAAAAAUAUUGAUAACGGAUACACCUGAAGAGAUCCGGAAAAAGAUCAAGUCGGCGGUCACUGACUCCAUAGAGAGUAUCAGAUAUGAUCCUGAGAACCGGCCGGGGAUCAGCAAUUUACUAGACAUUUACCAGUCGAUCUCUGGCCAAGAACUCGAGCAAGUCCAGAGACGAUUCCAAGACAAGUCGGUUGUCGAUCUCAAAUCCGAAUUAAUCGAGCUCCUCAUCGAACAUUUCAGACCGUUCAACGCCGAGUUCAGCCGGCUCGUAAAUUCCCGUGAAGAUGUCGAGAAGAUCUAUCUUGCCGGCUCCCAAAAGGCCGCUGCUGUGGCCAAUCUUACUUUGUCUCAGGUCAAAAAACACAUUGGCCUGGAUUGAUUUCUCACGUAUAUGUUCUUGUUUGGUUCUAUGCUUGCAAUUCAAUGGGUUGCCAAUUCACCAGAUAGGUGAAGGAUCUCACAUAGUUUCCAUUUACAUUUCCCUGCACUCUUUGUCGUGAUAUUUCAUGAGGGAAACCAACUUCUGUAUCACAGUGCAGAUUUCCCCCUUGGUGA
Puccinia graminis f. sp. tritici CRL 75-36-700-3 is the source of this 1392-nucleotide messenger RNA. RefSeq names its product tryptophanyl-tRNA synthetase. The coding region runs from base 38 to 1216 and encodes 392 amino acids. The transcript has 5 exons. Gene Ontology annotation, molecular function: ATP binding; tryptophan-tRNA ligase activity. The record is from RefSeq and is a predicted model, not a curated record. Gene Ontology annotation, biological process: mitochondrial tryptophanyl-tRNA aminoacylation. Gene Ontology annotation, cellular component: mitochondrial matrix; mitochondrion. NCBI's taxonomy places the organism in Eukaryota, Fungi, Basidiomycota, Pucciniomycetes, Pucciniales, Pucciniaceae.